Molecule: messenger RNA, 1206 nt
Organism: Ectocarpus siliculosus
Lineage: Eukaryota; Phaeophyceae; Ectocarpales; Ectocarpaceae
Source: the annotation of a GenBank genome assembly
ACAAACCGCACAGCAGCGGGAGACCGACAAAGACACAUGUUGCUGACCGUGGGAGGGCCUCUGGUCUCCGCGUACGCUACACUGCACCCGUUGCUGCUUAGCGCAGGCACCCUGAACCCCCCUGGGCAGCACACCGGUACCACCAGCAUCACCGCCACUGGCGAUUGCACCCGACGGCAACAAACGCGCCCGAACUCAGCAUCCUCGGGGCCUCGACUGCUGCAUCCCAGGGGUAGCGGUCCCGAUGGUGUACCGUCUUCUCUCUUCACGUUCCAGCCCAGGACGACGCCGAAGAAAUACCCACAGGAGAAGAAGAGAGCUGGCGGAGACUCUGCCUCGACCUCCUCUGCUCCUGUUGCUGGAGAGGAAAAUGUGCUGCGUGCUGGCUUGAUGGACGAAUCGGACCUUCCGGACGUGUCAGCUCUCCUUGUAGAGGUGUUCGAGCCAGGAGUCGUCCUCGCCGACGGCGAGUUCACCGGACUAGAGAGCGUCAUUCUUGGGGCACCGAUUGACAUGACGAACAACUACAUGAAAGCAGUGGCUUACAACGAGAUACUGUACUCGUUGAGGUCGCGAUGUGGGAACCGCCUGACGCGCGGGGACUUCGACCGCAGCAGCGAUGCCCUCGUCCUAGCCGUGCGGGGCCCACCCAGUACCAGCGGGAAGUCAUCAUCGACGCCCGUCACGCAGGACGGCGACGCCGAUGGUGGAGUUGGUGGUGGCGGUGGCGCCGCAGAACUGGUGGCGGUGGUAGAACUGACGAUACGGAAGCCGGACGGUUCGCUACCGUUGAACUGGCCCUUCCCUGCACCUUGGCGAAGAGAGGCACGGGAUCUCAUCGUGCCAUUGCUCUAUAUAGAGAAGCCACCUGAGCAAUGGCAGCCGUACAUGUGCAACCUAGCUGUUGCGGAGGAGUACCGAGGAAACGGGUACGGAAAGCAGCUGGUGCGGCUCUGCGAGCACGUGGCGAAAAACAGUUGGGGGUAUGAACGCAUGUACCUCCAUGUGGAUCUGGGCGAUCCCGCUGCGACCGGGCUCUACUCGUCGAUGGGGUAUGAGGGCAUAGAGAAGUACGACGCGCCCCUGUGGAUGAGGAAGCUCUUCGGUUGGCCGACCAUUCGGUAUCAGGUUAAGCGAUUCAAGGGGAGGAAGGGCGCGCCGGCGUUGGCGGCAGCGGAAGCUGUUGGCCGGGACGGCCAAGCUUGA